CGCAUCAGAAUUUGAGAAUUUGAGAGCAUCUCAACUUUCAGCGUUCUUUUGUGAUAAGUGUUUAGUGUAGAGUAGUACUGCCCCCUCGGAGUGAAAGGCUUCCGUCUCCACCAUCCGCCAAUAUAUACCGUCGCUAGAACCACAUAUCUUUGAAGAGCUUCCACAGUGAAACACAGUCACAUUGCCCAUAAUUGCGUCGCAGGCUCUCUGAUAAACCCGCUUGGCAAUGGCACAAAACAUCUACGAUACUUCUGACUUCUUCAGCGAGUACUCCAAGCUUCCAAGGUCGAUGCGGGGCCUGGACGGAGCACCAGAAUGGCCGACAUUGCGAAUGCUAGUUGGCGACAUCAGAGACAAGAGGGUCCUAGAUCUGGCCACGGGUUUUGGCUGGGUUGCUCGAUGGGCAGUUCAGGAAGGAGAUGCUAGAUCGGUACAUGCGAUCGAUAUAUCCGAAAAUAUGUUGAAACGGGCGCGAGAGAUGACGGCUGCGCAGGACAUUGUUGAAGGCAAGAUUACAUAUCAGAGAGGGAAUCUGGAAGAUUUGACGUUGUCCGAGGGCGAAUACGAUCUUGUGUACUGCUCGCUCGCAUUCCAUUACCUACCGACCGACAAAUUGAGGCGUCUGCUCACGGAGAUUUACAAGAGCUUAUCGUCGGGCGGCAAGCUGGUCUUCUCGGUGGAGCAUCCUGUGAUGACGGCGCCGUCCGAUGCGCAAUGGAAAUGGGAUAACGGUCAGGUAUUCUGGCCACUAAAUCAAUACUGGAAGGAAGGCCUAAGGAUCACCGACUGGAUGACUCCCGGCGUCCGCAAGUACCAUCGCACCAUCGACACUUACCUAACCCUGCUCAUCGAGGCUGGCCUCAUCUUGACGGCUUUCAAGGAAGCCUGGGAAGGACUUGACCUCGAGACGAAACUGGAAGAGACGGGCGAGGGCCAUAGACCUUACUUUCUUUUGGUUUCUGCGAAGAAACCUUGAACCAGCUCCCUUCACCUCUCAUAUUUCCAAAUCGUCACUACAGCCUUGAUUGCUUCUGGAUGUCGUAACGACACGUGCUACAAUAUAUUCACUGUGCAUAUCAUAUACAGUCAUGUUAGAAAGGAUG
Messenger RNA from Exophiala mesophila, 1103 nucleotides. RefSeq lists its product as uncharacterized. Lineage: Eukaryota; Fungi; Ascomycota; Eurotiomycetes; Chaetothyriales; Herpotrichiellaceae. The record is from RefSeq and is a predicted model, not a curated record. The transcript has a single exon. Bases 227 to 976 code for a protein of 249 amino acids.